Epinephelus lanceolatus (giant grouper) is the source of this 2761-nucleotide messenger RNA. It is a transcript of the gene yipf4, whose product is annotated as Yip1 domain family, member 4. The record is from RefSeq and is a predicted model, not a curated record. Gene Ontology annotation, biological process: vesicle fusion with Golgi apparatus; endoplasmic reticulum to Golgi vesicle-mediated transport. Gene Ontology annotation, cellular component: membrane; trans-Golgi network. NCBI's taxonomy places the organism in Eukaryota, Metazoa, Chordata, Actinopteri, Perciformes, Serranidae.
UUCCUGCUUUCCACCGCAGAAGUGACAGACGGAACGAAAACAAAAUGCGAUAGUUUAACUUCGCCGAUGAGCUGUGAUCGAUGACAGCGUCGUUAUCGCUUCUCGGCGUAUUUCACUGACAGCCUAUUUAAAUGUCAUAUAUCUGUACCUGAGGCGCGUGUCAGUAAUAUAAAAUUAACCAUGCAGUUCUCUCCCACCAACGGAGAUUUCACGUUCGUCUCCUCGACAGAGGCUGAAGAGCUCAGCGGCACCAUCAGUGCCCCAGAUAUAAAGUUAAACAUGGGCGGUGAGAGUGGUAAAGAUCCAUAUGCCACCACCUUCCUGAGGCAGCGAGGCUAUGGAUGGCUGCUGGAAGUGGAGGAGGAUGACAGUGAAGAGACCAAACCCCUUCUGGAGGAGCUGGACAUUGACCUGAAGGACAUCUAUUACAAGAUUCGAUGUGUGCUGAUGCCAAUGCCAUCACUGGGUUAUAACCGGCAGGUGGUCAGAGACAACCCGGACUUCUGGGGCCCUCUAGCUGUGGUGCUGCUCUUCUCCAUGAUCUCCAUCUAUGGACAGUUCAGGGUCGUGUCUUGGAUCAUCACCAUCUGGAUAUUUGGAUCGCUAACAAUCUUCCUGCUGGCUCGUGUUCUCGGUGGCGAGGUUUCCUUCGGCCAGGUUCUGGGAGUGAUUGGAUAUUCCCUUCUGCCUCUCAUCGUUAUAGCCCCUCUGCUCUUAGUGAUCGGAGGGUUUGAGGUGGUUUCUACACUAAUCAAACUGUUCGGAGUGUUCUGGGCUGCUUACAGUGCUGCUUCACUGCUCGUCGGAGAUGAAUUUAAAACAAAGAAGCCCCUUCUCAUAUAUCCCAUUUUCCUUUUGUAUAUCUACUUCCUAUCAUUAUAUACUGGUGUGUGACUGGAUGAGUUGAAACUGUGGACCUUUUCAUGGACAUUGACCCUGGAGCAUGGGGAAAGAAGUCAAACUAUGGAACCAGGAUUUUUUUAAAAGGUGUUUAUUUCUUUUUUAACUCUAUUAAAUCCUAGAUGGUGGGGAUGUUGGGAAUAUAUAUAUCUAUGUAUAUAGUUUUGUCCCUUAUGUCUUUGGUCAAUAAAUUGCAUAUGCUUUUACAGCUUAAACUUCAGUAUGCAGACUUACUGUUAUAAACCGCAGGAAAUAGUCACAGGGUUGUAUAUUAAUUUAAUGUUGUUUUUUUUUUACUCUUUAUCCCACUGAAGAAUGUGGUGCCAAAUGUUUGUGGUGUUUAUGUUCAUGCUGAAGGAAGAAAAUGUGAGAAACGCCACCGCAAAGAACGAAGGAGAUUGUUGUGCAUUAUGUUCUUCAUUGUUAUGCACUGUAAUGUACUAUGAGAAGUGUCCAUCCAAGUGUCCAUUUUCGUUUUACACGAACGUGUUUUCAUAAUUUAUGGAUUCCAGCAGCAGAAGCAGGUCGACUGGGGCAGUUCGAGUGUUACAAACCAUUGUCUGCUAAAUGUGGUGCCUUUUUUCCCCUACCAAUUAGUCCUGUUUGUCAGCCAUUUAAUGCAGGAAUAUAAUCAUUUGAUCAAUAAUUACAGUAAAUUGAUAUAGUUAUUUGUCACUUAACAUCUGGUAUUUCCUGACUGAUUUUUUCAUUAUAUACAGUAAACACAGCUGGUCACACUAAUAUAGUGCCAAUCUCUCCUUAUGGUCUCAGCAGGUUGGAUUCACUCACAAAAUUUCACUCAAAACAAUUAAAAGGUCAAAAAUAGCUGUGUAUCAAUCCAAUAUACAUGCUGAUUUUAUAGAUACAGUCAGUAUCUACUCAUAGGUGGGCGUCAUAGUAAGGGCAGAGUCAGCAAGGGGGAAUAGUCCUGUCCCCCAGCCUGUAAAUGGUGGGAAAUCACGAUUUUAAACUCACGUUAGAGGCACUAUUACAUUUACUAUAGAUAUGAAUAAUUAAACUUAGCAUAAUAUGAGUACCCUACAGCCAUUAACACUGUGAUGUUUUUGUGCGUUCCAUGCACAUUUUGAGACAGUGUAGCAGCCCUCAGUUACUCAACGCUACUAGCCCAUGUUUUAAUGAUGAGGAAUAACGUCAUGGAGUUGCAGCCUGAAGAACUAGCAUUGUUUGUAUAAAAUCUUACAUCCGUUUUUGUUUAACCAGGAGCAGCCUGAAAUCCACAACCAUCUUGUGAUGGGACCACUCUAGCUGUGAUACAGCAUUUUUGGGCAAGUUGGGGCCAUUGGCCCCUUGCUUGGAUCAAACCCAUCUCUGACUUUAGCCUUUAUUUUGAUCUCAACUACACACCUGUUAAGUUUCAUGAGCCAGGGGCAUAAAGUCGGGGGCUAAUGGCCCUUUCCCUACUACCUAUCCCUCUACUUCUGGCCCCUUUACUUUGACCACACCCAUCUUCAUAAUGGGCCUUCAUUUUGAUCUCAGCAACACAUCUGUAAGUUUUCCGACCAUAUCUUGUUACAUUACAGUUUGACAAAAAUCUGUCCACUGACAGAUACCUGUCACCAGUACUCAAAAUGGCUUCUAUGGUAGUUCCUGCUACAGUGAGUGUCGUUAGGACCACAUUUGCCAUGAUAACAUUCACACAUGGAUUCACUAGGUGAAACAAUACCACCUGUCGUAACAUUGGUGGGGCUGGCAAAAACAGCAAAAUCCAACACCACAAAGGCACAUGCUAUGUCAAAAAAAAUGCACAAGUGCAGUUUCUGGUAAGCAUGCAAUGAGCUGAUUUUACGAAUGGUCUUCCCAACCUCCAAACAAUUUCAUCAUUAAAAUCUUUGAAAAUCUC